Messenger RNA from Dipodomys ordii (Ord's kangaroo rat), 3714 nucleotides. RefSeq names its product DNA repair protein complementing XP-G cells-like. Gene Ontology annotation, cellular component: nucleus. The coding region runs from base 131 to 3655 and encodes 1174 amino acids. Gene Ontology annotation, biological process: nucleotide-excision repair. Gene Ontology annotation, molecular function: single-stranded DNA binding; DNA endonuclease activity. The transcript is spliced from 15 exons. The record is from RefSeq and is a predicted model, not a curated record. Lineage: Eukaryota; Metazoa; Chordata; Mammalia; Rodentia; Heteromyidae.
UUUUGGCCCUCCCGGCGUCUGUGCAUUACUUUUCCCUCCGGAAAGCCGCGGGUCCCGCGCUGUUCCCCGUCUGUUCCGAGUGGGGGUCGGCGGUGCGCCCCGUGGGACGCGGGGCUGAGGCCCGGGCGCCAUGGGUGUGCAGGGCCUGUGGCGGCUGCUGGAGGGCGCGGGCCGGCCGGUCAGCCCCGAGGCGCUGGAGGGCAAGGUGCUGGCCGUGGAUAUUAGCAUCUGGUUGAACCAAGCUCUCAAAGGAGUCCGAGAUCGCCACGGGAACUCAAUAGAAAACGCUCAUCUCCUCACUUUGUUUCAUCGGCUCUGCAAACUCCUGUUUUUUCGAAUUCGUCCUAUUUUUGUAUUUGAUGGGGAUGCACCACUGCUGAAAAAACAGACUUUGGCGAAGAGAAGGCACAGGAAGGACUUGGCAGCUGGAGACUCCAGGAAAACCACAGAGAAGCUCUUGAGAACAUUUUUGAAAAGACAAGCUAUCAAAACUGCCUUCAAAAGCAAAAGAAAUGAAGCACUCCCCAGUCUAACACAAGUGCAAAGAGAAGAUGACAUCUAUGUUCUGCCACCUUUACAAGAGGAAGAUAAACAUAGUUCAGAAGAGGAAGAUGAGAAGCAAUGGCAGGAAAGAAUGGAUCAGAAACAAGCAUUGCAGGAGGAGUUCUUCCAUAAUCCCCAUGCAGUAGACAUUGAAUCUGAGGACUUCAGCAGCCUGCCCCUAGAAGUAAAGCAUGAAAUCUUGACAGAUAUGAAAGAAUUUACGAAGCGGAGAAGAACAUUAUUUGAAGCAAUGCCAGAGGAGUCGGAUGACUUUUCACAGUAUCAACUAAAAGGCUUGCUCAAAAAAAACUACCUAAACCAACAGAUAGAAAAUGUCCAGAGGGAAAUGAAUCAGCAGCACUCAGGACAAAUCCAGAGGCAAUAUGAAGAUGAAGGGGGCUUCUUCAAGGAGGUAGAGUCGAGGAGAGUAGUCUCAGAAGACACCUCUCACUACAUCCUGAUCAAAGGUAUUCAAGCCAAGAAAGGUGUUGAAAUGGAUUCAGAGUCUCUUCCGUCUUCCAGCAGAAUGCACAGCAUGUCUUUUGAGAAGAAGCCACCUCCCUGUGACAUACCAAAGCCAGAGAGAGAGCCUGAUGGGGCCCCUCCCUCUCCAAGAACUUUGCUAGCUCUGCAGGCUGCCAUGCUGGGAAGCAGCUCUGAAGAGGAGCUGGAAAGUGGAGGUGGAGGUGGACGGGUGCAUAGGGAGAGAGCCGCGGGGUCCCUGGCAGAGCAAGGCUCCAUGUCCCCUCGGACUCUCUCUGCUAUUCGGAGAGUUCUUGAUGAGGAUGAUGACGAGGUGCUGGUGUGUGCUGGGGAAGAGGUGCCGACAGGAGGACCAGGGGAGAGAGCACUGCUCAAAAACAGGCCCAGUGAGGACGGUGGGGCUGGACUUGGAGCGAAGGAUGGAGAAGGAGUUUUGCUUACCACUGUCUGCCCGGCAGCCAGCAUGAAUGCCGUGGAGAAGCAGGCAACUGGCAGCAACAAUGAGCAGGAGCAGAGGGACUCAGCGCCCGUGCUGACUACUAUUUCUCAUCAAGAUAAUGAUUCUCAUAUUCCAAAAGGACAAACAUCGCCUCCUCAUGUGGCAAAUGAGGCCUCUCAGAGCAGCCAUGGGUCGGUGGUUGAGGACACAAAAGGCCCAUGCUCUGUGGGAUGCACAGAGAUUCCACACAGUGAUGUACUCAGCACCUCGCCACCACUUCUAACGAGCACAAAUUCUGAAGAAAGGAGAGACCCGCACACCAAAGAGCUUGAGCGACUGAAAGACCUGGACCCAUCUGAGAGUAAAUACAGCCCCUCUUUUCUCUCAAGUGAUGAUGAAAUGGAAGGUGGACAAAAUCCUGCUCCUAAAGCCGAUGGCACUGUCACGUUACAGGAAGCGAGGGACACUGUCAGCCCCCCUUCAGAUGCAAGAGGUGCCUUAGAAAAGGACAGACAACCCAGUGCUGAAGAACAAGGAGGUUCUCUGACCAUCAUUGAGGAGCCGAGCGGCCUGGAGGUAACUUCAGUUCCAGAGUCCUCGGGAGCAGCGGACAUGGGCUCGGAGGACAGCGAGUCUGAUGGAAGUUUCAUUGAAGUACAGAGUGUCAUUAGUGAUGGUGAACUUCAAACUGAAUUGCCUGAAGCUUCUAGCCCUCCUUCUGAAUGGGAAGAGGAAGGGAGAGGAACUGAGGAGAAAGAAGUCACUGUUGGCAGCGAGCAGGACGACUCUGAAAGUGAGAACCAGGACGUCCAGGCUCACAGUGAAGCUGACAACGAUGCAGAUGACGGGUCUAAUGAAUGGCAAGAUAUUAAUUUGGACGAAUUGGAAACCCUGGAAAGCAACCUUUUAACAGAACAGAAUUCACUGAAUGCUCAAAAGCAGCAGCAAGAACGGAUCGCUGCCACUGUAACAGGACAGAUGUUUCUGGAAAGCCAGGAACUUCUGCGUCUGUUCGGAGUCCCCUACAUCCAGGCUCCCAUGGAGGCCGAGGCCCAGUGCGCCAUUCUGGACCUCACAGAUCAGACCGCUGGGACCAUCACCGAUGACAGUGACAUCUGGCUGUUUGGAGCCCGGCAUGUCUACAGGAACUUCUUCAAUAAAAACAAGUUUGUAGAAUACUACCAGUAUGUGGACUUCCACAACCAAUUAGGGUUGGACCGGAACAAGCUAAUAAAUUUGGCCUAUUUGCUUGGCAGUGAUUACACUGAAGGAAUUCCCACUGUGGGCUGUGUGACAGCCAUGGAGAUUCUCAAUGAAUUCCCAGGGCGUGGCCUGGACCCACUCCUAAAGUUCUCAGAAUGGUGGCAUGAGGCUCAAAAAAAUAAGAAGAUAAGACCCAAUCCUCAUGACACCAAAGUGAAAAAAAAGUUACGAAAGUUGCAGCUCACACCUGGCUUUCCUAACCCAGCAGUCGCCGAAGCUUACCUGAGGCCUGUGGUGGACGACUCCAAGGCUGCGUUCCUGUGGGGGAAACCCGACCUUGAGAGAAUCCGAGAGUUUUGUCAGCGGUAUUUUGGCUGGAACAGGACGAAAACAGACGAAUCCCUGUUUCCGGUAUUAAAGCAGCUGAAUGCACAACAGACGCAGCUCCGGAUCGACUCUUUCUUUAGAUUAGCGCAACAGGAAAAACAAGACGCCACCCUGGUCAGAAGCCGGCGGCUCCACCGAGCGGUGACCUGCAUGCUGAGGAAGGAGCGGGAGGAGGCGGCUGGGGAGGCGGAGGCCGCGGCCGCCGCGCUGGAGCUGGAGCCGGAGCUGGAGUGGGAGCCAGAGUGGGAGCCUGGACCCAGCGAGGCCCCGGGGCCGGCCCGCAAGAGAGGCCCAGGCCAGACCCCGGCAGGGCCCGCGCGCCCCAAGAGAGGGAGGCGGCCGGGGGACGGGCCCGGUGGGUUUCUGGGGGAAGCUCCGGGGGCGCCCGUGGCCAGCACCCCGCCGGGCAGAGCGGCCAGGGCGGCCCUGCCGAGGGACCCGGGCCCCAGCGCCCGCGCCCGGAGCGCCAGCAGCUCGGGCAGCUCCAGCGGCGACGAGGAUCCGAGGCCGCAGGCCGGCCUGGUGACUGCCACCCCGGUGUUCGGGAGGAAGGCAGGGAAGCCGCGAACCCGGAGAAGGGGAGGGAAGAGGAGAGCCUAGCCGGCAAGCCAGGCAUUCCUAAUGAACUGAAGACUGAAUAAACGAGUGUGCAGACCACA